Molecule: messenger RNA, 3455 nt
Organism: Cuscuta campestris
Lineage: Eukaryota; Viridiplantae; Streptophyta; Magnoliopsida; Solanales; Convolvulaceae
Source: the annotation of a GenBank genome assembly
UUCCCAACAAACUCCACCUUGAUUAAAUAAUCAAAAAAAACUUUGUAGCUCCAUCUCACUUCUCCGGUGAGAUCACCGCUACUCCGAAAUAAAAAAUAUCCUUGGCGCCAUCUCAAUCUACUCCACCGAGAUCACCGCUGCCAACCUCAAAGAAAAAAAAAUCCUCGUGGCUCCACCUUGGUCCAACCACCAAGAUCACUACCACGUUGAAAAAAUUUUCUUGGGACCCCAUCUUGCUUAAAACCGCAAGAUCUCUGUCACCCUUUAUUGCUUUUGUAGCUCCACCUUGUUCAAUACCACAAGGUUCUUGCCGCUUCCAGUUUUCAUUGUACCUGUGACUCCAUCUCAACGAAUCCCGUCAAGAUCCCUGCCACUACCUUAGCUCCCUAGCUAGAGUUUUAACCCUCCACCCCGAGCUAAAAAAUAUUACAACUCACCUUUGUUAACACUCUCUGAGACCACCCCUCUAGCAAUUAGCUUCUUUCGAUCUGCCCAUCUUGCACCGCCGCAGCAACACCUGCGGAACACGCCGCCCGACCUCUUCUUGCCGGGAAGACUUUCGACACAAGACAUAAACUGCAGUUUUCCACUCCGCUAGACCACUGAUCUCCUCAAGUCCUGUUUCCGCACCAUACUUCACAAAGCUAGCAUGUCGCUUCGUACCCGGUCCUCAUGCCAUCCACUUUGUUCUUGAAGUCCCAUGGUUGCCUUCUGGCCAAAACUGACCAUUCCCUGGGUUCUCAAAAUUUCUCCUUUUACCGCUUACAAAUCCCUCCUGCCUAGCGCAACCAAGCUCUGAUACCAAUUGUUGGGAUUUUAAGCGCGUAAGAUGCCGAAAAAUAUUGAGAACACCAGAAAAAUGAAAGAACAAACACAAGAAGAAUAUAUGAGAGAAAAAAUUAUAUUUCCACUAUUUCAGGACAAUAUACAAAAAACUCUCCCCUGUUUACAAGACUAAAUUUCAGACACUCAUAAACAGAUCUUUCACAUCCUAUGCCCGGAUGUAUUUUUCCGAGUAACUAAAACCAUUUACUCCCUACACUCACCCACACUCACCAAGACCCCUUGGAUUUUCCCGGUGGUAUUCUUGUGUAGAAUUUCUCCCAUGCUUCUCUCUCUACAUUAGUGGUGUGUAAAACCCACACACACAAAUACACCGUAGCCUCUCCAUUUUAAAGGGCAAGGAGAACACAAUUAUUUGCCCCAAUCAAUUUGCUACAGGAGAGAANUAAAACCAUUUACUCCCUACACUCACCCACACUCACCAAGACCCCUUGGAUUUUCCCGGUGGUAUUCUUGUGUAGAAUUUCUCCCAUGCUUCUCUCUCUACAUUAGUGGUGUGUAAAACCCACACACACAAAUACACCGUAGCCUCUCCAUUUUAAAGGGCAAGGAGAACACAAUUAUUUGCCCCAAUCAAUUUGCUACAGGAGAGAACAUAAUCACAUGCAUACUUCCACCUUUUUAACUCCCCUCAUGGAGUACUUUUGCUUUCCCUUUGUCAGGAUCCUUUUUUUUCUUUUUGAUUUUUCUUUUCUUUCUUUUUUUUUUCUUUUGAUUAAUUAAUCAAAUUUCCCAACACUUAAAAAUAAAAAAAAAUGGUAUUUUUGAAAGUGUUUGUGGGAAUUUUUCCAACAAAUUAAAACCUGGGCUUUGGAUCCACAAGCAAAUUUAAAAGAGCUGGAUUCAGCGGCUCUGUUCUUCAUAUUUCAAUUUCAGCCCGUUUUUUUUCCUCCGGAGUUCAAUCCCCUUUUCAUCCUGUUCGGUUAGUCGGCUUCUCAAAUGUCAGCUCUAACCUCGUAUCUGGUCAACCAUCAUCCGCGUAUCCUACCUGUUAUCUAUCCACAAGUUUGGCAUGUCCUUUCUUCAUAAUUGAUCUUCUCGGAAGGAAUUUGCCAUGAAGUUUAUCUCAAUCUCUACCUACUUCUCAGUCUUCAACUUUAGAAUCAGCAAUAGCAUUUUCUUCUCCACGUCCUCGUCUUUGUCAUCAUCUGCUUCAAAUCAAUUCGUGACCCAUUUGCAGAGCAAUGGGCCCAAAUUUGAGAAAUCCCUGAUCUCAGUUAAAGCCAAAUUGGAUGCAACUUGUGUCACCCAAGUUCUCGAAAGGUUUUCAGUUGAAAACCCCCAAGUAGGCCUGAGAUUCUUCAUAUGGGCGGGUCUUCAACCUUCGUACCGACACUCAACACACAUGUAUAUGAAAGCUUGUAACUUGCUGAAGAUCAAUGAAAACCCUAAAAUUGUUUCCGAUGCAAUUGAGGCUUAUGCGUCAGAUGAGGGAUGUGGAGUGAGUGUAAAAAUGUUCAGGGUUGUGUUCAAUUUGUGCAGAGAGGCUAAAGAUGCAGACUUGGGAUUGUGGGUGUUGAGGAAAAUGGAGGAAUACAAUUGUAGGCCCGACGUGAUUGCUUAUAAUGGAGUGAUUAGGUUGCUGUGUAAGAAAGGGGACAUGGAUGAGGCAAUGGGGUUGAUGAGAGAGAUGAGGUUAAUUGAUCUCUAUCCCGAUAUGGCCACUUAUGUUAUGAUAAUCAAAGGGUUGUGUGACGUGGGCAGGUUGAAAGAGGCUUGUGGGAUGGUUAAGACGAUGAAGGGGCAUGGUUGCUUUCCCGGAACAGUGGUGUAUUCUGCUCUUCUUGAUGGGAUCUCAAGGUUCGGCGAUUUGGAGAGGGCAAUGGAGUUGUUGGAUGAAAUGGAGAAAGAAAGUGGCGACUGCAAACCAAAUGCUGUUACCUAUACCACCCUGAUUCAGGCAUUUGUUGAAAAGGGGAAUUCGUUAGAGGCAGUGGCUGUUCUAGACAAGAUGGAUGCUUUCGGGUGUAAGCCGAAUAGAGUGUUGGUGGCCACUCUGGUGCAGGGACUGUGCAUGGAUGGGCAUAUAGAGGAGGCUCAUAAGGUCGUGGACCGGGUUGGUGGGAGUGGUGGCAUUUCAAAUGAUGUGUGCAACAGUUGUCUCGUGUUGUCUUUGUUUCGAGCGGGGAAGGUCAAGGAGGCAGAGGUUGUUUUCAGAAGAAUGUUAGCACGUGGUUUGAAGCCCGACACAAUCUCUUGUGAGACGAUGAUGAAAUGGAUGUGCUCUGAAGGAAGGAAUCUUGUUGUAUAGCCUUGAGUGCAGAAUCUCGUGCCGUUGUUUUUUCUGUGAUUGAAUUCUUAUGCUCUGAUGAAACAAGGCGGCACACACGAAUUCGUUGAAAGCUUCAUAAAUGAGCAACAAAGCUUCAUGUACAUCUUCUUUUUUAAUCCAUCAAAAUUCAAGUGGUGAAAAUGUUGGAAUCAUACAAAAACUUCUAAAGAGAAAGAAAAUGUUUUCUAUUUGUUGAAGGAUUGGAAGAAAUAGGUGACUCAGAAUCAUUUCAUCUCUUCUACUUCAUCCGUUCUAAAAUAGUUUUCUUGUUGUGAACUGGAAUUUUUGUUCAUCAUAAAUUAAAAUAUUUAUACUCCGUACAUAAAGUUAAGAGGUAAAG